AUGAGGGUGUCAUUGUUGUUAUUGUUUGGCCUGGUGGUGGUCGGAAACACUGCGGCAACUGCCGACAAGAACCCAGGGUUCGGUAGUCGUCCAGCCCCAUGGAUCACGUACAAUGUUCCUUCAGAGUUUGCUGAUCCGAAGGGCUUGGCUCGGCCAACAUUUCGCUACUGGGUUCCAGAUGCUGAUGUGGACGACGAUGUCUUAUACGCAGAUUUGAAGCAGAUUAAGCAAGCAGGAUGGGGCGGUGUUGAGAUUAUCUGCUUGGAAAACUACGGCAUCGAGCCGGCUGUGGUUGAUCCGGCCAUAUAUGGAUAUGGGGGAGAGAAAUGGCGCCAAAAGUUCAACACCAUGUUGAGGGCUUCGCAAGAUCUGAACCUCCUUGUGGACUUCGCCUUGGGGCCAACGCAGGGCGCUUCAAUUCCAAUCUUGGAUCCCGACUCUCCGGGGAUGAAUACCGAGUUGGCAUACGGCAGUAUCACCUUGGCCUCGGGGCAAACUUUCGACGGAGAUGUCCCUCCUCCUAGCCGAACAGAUGCAGGUUAUGCCAACAAGCCGGAUUUCGUUGCUCCGUUUACCAACUUCACGAACAAGUUUGUCGCCGCUGUUGUUGCACGCAAAAGCAAAGAUCCGCGAGUGGUUCAGCUCGACUAUGAUAGUGUUGUCGACAUCACAGACUCAGUUACAGACGGCAAACUGCACUAUACGGCGCCAGCCGAUGGAGGCAGUUACGUCCUGUUCGCAUUCUAUCAGCGUCGAACUGGCUAUCUUGCUGCUCAAGGCGCGUUCAACAAUGCGACUGAUCCUCGAAAUCCGGCUUCCUGGUUUGCCUAUGUUGUUGAUCACUUCAGCAAAGAAGGAACGGAUCUCUGGACGAGCUUUACCGAGCAAUAUGUGAUGAGUGGCGAGAACGGCGAUCUUUUGAGACAGCUCGGGCUGUAUGCGUGGGAAGAUUCAGCUGAAUUCCGUGCAACAUUGUUCUGGACCGACAACCUGCGCUCGUACUUUCGUAAGACACGGGGUUACGAUAUUACCUUAGCUUUGCCGGCAUUAUUCGGGACAAAUGGCCUUCCGCCCAGCACACUCGCAAACGGUUACUUUUACUACGCUUUCAACAGCCAGGCCAAUGGAACGGACAUCAGCUGGAAACUACGCAAUGACUAUUACCAGUGUCUCCAAGAGAUGUAUGAACAGUAUCACCUGGAUGGCCUUUCCAAGUGGACAAGCAAAUGGGGCCUCCAGGGAAGCCUGCAACCUUACGCCACUGCGCCAAACUCAGCGCCACCAUGGGACAUGAACUCGGCAGCUGCACACAUUGACGCGCCUGAGACGGAGUCCAACUAUUUCGAUGGGGUAAUCGAUGCCUUCCGCGCCAUGGGCGGCGGUGCCAUGAUGGGCAAGAAGCAAAUCUUUUCCAGCGAGCUCGGAGCGCACCGCUAUGAGUCUUACGCAAUCACCUGGCCCGUCAUCCUCAACGACUGCAAGAUCAACUACGCAGGCGGUGUCAAUCGAAUUGUCACUCAUGGCUUCCCUUACUCCGGGCUUCGACCAGAGGUCGAAUGGCCUGGCCUUACAACUUUUGAAUGGUUGUAUUCGGAGAUGUGGGGCCCCAGACAGCCCAGCUGGUCUCACGUCAAGGAGAUGGGUGACUGGAUUGCUAGGACACAGCUGAUUCUCCAGUCUGGUGUUCCGAGGGUGGACAUUGGCAUAUACCGUCACAAGUAUCUCUCAGUCGACAUUAAGCACUACAACAUGGGGGAAAACAUAUUCUGGGAUCAGUCACUGCAAAAUGCCGGGUAUUCUUACGUUUCUGUGAGCCCUUCGCUACUGAAAUUGGAUAAUGCAGUUAUCACGAAUGGUCUGCUAGCAGAGAGCGGCCCAGGUUUUUCCGCUUUCAUUGUGGAUAAUUCAACUAACAUAACAUCUGAAGCCGUUGCCAAAUUUCAAGAAUAUGCUGACCUCGGAUUCCCCAUCCUUUUCGUCGGCGGUGUCCCCGAGACAACUCCUUACUACUGCGACUCAUGCGACCAACACGUCAAACAAGAGGUCCAAAAGCUGCUCAAAUAUCCUUCGGUCAAAGCACUGCAGUCGGAGAACCAAGUAGUUGACGCUUUGCUGGCACUAAAUGUGCAACCUGCGGCAAAGAACCUAGCUCCAGCCCCGAUCUUGUAUGUCCACAGGAUCGAUGAAGACAAUCAUGUGGACUACUACUGGGUAUACAACUCCGACAUCUACGAUGACCACGCUACGGAAGUUUCCAUCAGAGGAGACGGAAUUCCGUAUACAUUAGACGCAUGGACAGGGGCCAUCGCCCCGGUGGUAAACUAUACAACGUCUGGAGACAGGUUCAAUGUCUGGGUCGAGCUUCGGUCAAACCAGUCUACCAUACUGGCAUUUGCGCCCCAUGGAUUCUUCGCAAAUGUUCGCGUGCCGGACGUGCACGUUGCCAAAACAAAUGUCGAGUAUCUGAGCUACGCUGCCAGCAGCCAUUCCAUCAUCGCUCGUUCUUCGUCGAAAGGAAGCAAAGAGAUCACCUUGAGCGAUGGCCGAAAGUUUACCCUUAGUGGCCUCGACGAACAAUCAACUCCGUUGGAACUAGGUCCGUGGAAUGUCACGAUCCAAGAUUGGCUUCCCAACCCGGACAGAUUUCACAACUACACCUCUACGUACCGGUAUCACUCUUUCGAGCUUGACAAGCUUAUCCCAUGGUACAACAUUACCGGCCUCAAUAACACGUCUGGCGUCGGUACGUACACAUCUCGCUUCGCUUGGAGCCCCCAAGGGGCCACCAAUGGUGCUUUGAUAGAUCUGGGUCCCGUAUUCAAUACUGUCCGCCUUUGGAUCAACAGCGAAUGGACUGGCCCAAUCGACAUCACAGAUGCAAUUGUCGACAUCACACCAUAUUUAAGACCUGGCGUAAACGAUGUUAAAAUCGAGGUCACUUCAACCUUGAGAAACAGGUUGCUUCAAGUCAAUGUCACCCAAUCAUGGGAGCAGUCACAGUAUGCAGGGAGUUAUGGUGGCCAACCCUAUGGGCUUACAGCACCAGUCAAACUCAUCCCAUUUACAGAGAAGAGAAUUGAGCUCUGA
Trichoderma citrinoviride is the source of this 3087-nucleotide messenger RNA. RefSeq lists its product as hypothetical. The record is from RefSeq and is a predicted model, not a curated record. The coding region runs from base 1 to 3087 and encodes 1028 amino acids. NCBI's taxonomy places the organism in Eukaryota, Fungi, Ascomycota, Sordariomycetes, Hypocreales, Hypocreaceae. The transcript has 3 exons.